ACAAACACAUGGAAUUCUGAUCUUCGGUAAAAUUCGUGCGUAUCGCCGGUAGAGUCACGAAUAUUCUAGAUUUCUAGAUAACAAGCAAUUUGAAAAUCUACAUUCUUAUUUCAUUUGUCUCACGACCUGACAGACAAGAACCAAAAAAUGGCCAACGCUGUGAAGAAAUUAAUUCCGCUGCUCGACAGAGUUCUUAUUAAGAGAGCAGAAGCAGUUACAAAAACGGCGGGCGGUAUCGUAAUUCCAGAAAAGGCGCAGUCCAAGGUACUUCAUGGAGAAGUGGUCGCAGUAGGCAACGGCUCAAGAAAAGAUAAUGGAGAGUUCAUCCCCGUGCUUGUGAAAGUAGGUGACAAAGUUCUUCUACCAGAAUACGGCGGCACCAAAGUUAGUCUAGAAAACGACGAAAAGGAAUACCAUCUCUUCAGAGAAUCUGACAUUUUGGCGAAGAUUGAAAAUUAAAUUUAGUGC
Vanessa atalanta (red admiral) is the source of this 468-nucleotide messenger RNA. Its product is annotated as 10 kDa heat shock protein, mitochondrial. The transcript has a single exon. Gene Ontology annotation, cellular component: mitochondrial matrix. Bases 148 to 459 code for a protein of 103 amino acids. Gene Ontology annotation, molecular function: metal ion binding; protein folding chaperone; ATP binding. Lineage: Eukaryota; Metazoa; Arthropoda; Insecta; Lepidoptera; Nymphalidae. The record is from RefSeq and is a predicted model, not a curated record.